CCGCGGCAGCACCGGGAACCCAGCCGCGGAGCUGUGAGGGGACCAGCUGGGCCGCGGGAGUGGUGGCGACGGACAGGUGGCGAGCUUUCGCCCGUGCCACAAGGGGCUAUUGGGCCGCCUGCGGAGCCUCGCGGUCUGGACGGGGCGACGGUGGCAUCCCGGACGGCCUGUGAGGGAUGCGCCGCCCACUGCCCCGCGCCGGCUGACCGCCCCCGCCUCGUCUCGCGGUGCGCCACAGCCGGGCCCGCGGCCGUUCCCGCCGCGCUGUCGCCCGGCCGCCGCGCCCGCGGGGCCGCGCCCGGCCCGGCCAUGUGGACCCCCACGGAGGAGGAGAAAUACGGCGUAGUGAUAUGCAGCUUUCGGGGAUCUGUUCCUCAAGGAUUAAUCUUAGAAAUAGGAGAAACAGUCCAGAUUCUUGAAAAAUGUGAAGGUUGGUACAGAGGAGUGUCAACAAAGAAGCCAAAUGUAAAGGGUAUCUUUCCUGCAAACUACAUUCACUUGAAAAAAGCAAUUGUCAGUAAUAGGGGGCAGUAUGAAACUGUGGUUCCACUCGAAGAUUCCAUUGUGACUGAGGUUACAGCAACUCUUCAAGAAUGGGCCAGUCUGUGGAAACAGCUUUAUGUUAAACACAAAGUAGAUCUUUUCUACAAACUUCGCCAUGUGAUGAAUGAACUUAUUGACCUGCGAAGGCAGCUACUGUCUGGUCACCUUACUCAAGAUCAAGUGCGGGAGGUUAAGCGGCACAUCACCGUUCGCCUGGACUGGGGUAAUGAGCAUUUGGGCCUGGACCUGGUGCCUCGAAAGGACUUUGAAGUCGUGGAUUCAGACCAGAUUAGUGUCUCAGAUCUCUAUAAGAUGCAUUUGUCUAGUAGGCAGAGUGUACAGCAAAGCACAUCCCAGGUAGAUACAAUGCGCCCUCGUCAUGGGGAAACUUGUCGGAUGCCAGUACCACACCACUUCUUCUUCAGUCUAAAGAGUUUCACCUAUAACACCAUUGGGGAAGAUACUGAUGUCUUUUUUUCCUUAUAUGACAUGAGAGAAUGCAAGCAGAUCAGUGAGCGGUUUCUGGUGAGACUGAACAAGAAUGGUGGGCCAAGGAACCCAGAGAAGAUAGAACGAAUGUGUGCCCUUUUUACAGAUCUGAGCAGCAAAGACAUGAAGAGAGACUUAUAUAUUGUUGCCCAUGUGAUCCGAAUAGGCCGAAUGCUCCUGAAUGACUCCAAGAAGGGUCCUGCUCAUCUGCACUACAGGCGACCAUAUGGCUGUGCAGUCCUAAGCAUCUUGGAUGUUCUCCAGUCACUUACAGAAUUAAAGGAAGAAAAGGAUUUUGUUCUUAAGGUUUACACGUGCAACAAUGAGAGUGAAUGGGCCCAGAUCCACGAGAACAUCAUCCGAAAAUCCAGCGCCAAGUACUCUGCCCCCAGCGCCAGCCAUGGUCUUAUUAUUUCUCUGCAGCUUCUUCGUGGAGACAUGGAACAGAUUCGAAGAGAAAAUCCCAUGAUAUUUAAUAGGGGAUUAGCAAUUACAAGAAAAUUGGGAUUUCCUGAUGUCAUCAUGCCAGGUGAUAUCCGCAAUGACCUGUAUCUAACCUUGGAGAAGGGGGAUUUUGAAAGAGGGGGAAAGAGUGUACAAAAGAACAUUGAAGUGACCAUGUAUGUGCUUUAUGCAGAUGGAGAAAUACUGAAGGAUUGCAUCAGCUUGGGUUCGGGAGAGCCAAACAGAAGUUCCUAUCACUCCUUUGUCCUCUAUCACAGUAACAGUCCUCGCUGGGGAGAAAUUAUUAAAUUGCCUAUCCCCAUUGACAGAUUUCGAGGCUCCCAUCUGCGCUUUGAAUUCAGACAUUGUUCCAGUGACAAAGGACAAAGGGAAAAGAAACUCUUUGGCUUUGCAUUCUCACCCCUGAUGCGUGACGAUGGCACCACCCUCUCAGAUGAUAUUCAUGAGCUUUAUGUGUACAAGUGUGAUGAGAAUAGCACAUUUAACAACCAUGCUUUGUACCUGGGCCUGCCCUGCUGCAAGGAAGACUACAAUGGUUGCCCUAAUAUCCCCUCGAGCCUCAUCUUCCAGCGCAGCACCAAAGAGUCUUUCUUCAUUUCCACACAACUCUCUUCUACCAAACUCACCCAGAAUGUGGACCUCCUUGCUCUACUGAAAUGGAAGGCCUUUCCAGACCGGAUCAUGGACAUCCUAGGGAGGCUGCGGCAUGUCAGUGGGGAGGAAAUUGUUAAGUUCCUUCAGGACAUCUUAGAUACACUGUUUGUGAUUUUGGAUGAUAAUACAGAGAAAUAUGGCCUGUUGGUGUUUCAGUCUCUGGUUUUCAUCAUCAACCUGCUCAGAGACAUCAAGUAUUUCCACUUCCGACCUGUGAUGGAUACAUAUAUCCAGAAGCACUUUGCUGGAGCACUGGCAUACAAAGAGCUCAUUCGCUGUUUGAAGUGGUAUAUGGACUGCUCAGCAGAGUUGAUUCGGCAGGACCACAUUCAGGAAGCCAUGCGGGCCUUGGAGUACCUUUUCAAGUUCAUUGUUCAGUCACGGAUCCUGUACUCAAGAGCCACAUGUGGGAUGGAAGAGGAACAAUUCCGGUCCAGCAUCCAAGAGCUUUUCCAGUCCAUUCGGUUUGUGCUCAGUCUGGACAGCAGAAACUCAGAAACACUCCUUUUUACUCAGGCUGCACUCCUCAAUUCUUUCCCAACCAUCUUUGAUGAACUGCUGCAAAUGUUCACUGUGCAAGAGGUGGCAGAGUUUGUGAGAGGGACUCUAGGGAGCAUGCCAAGCACUGUGCACAUCGGACAGUCCAUGGAUGUGGUGAAGCUUCAGUCCAUCGCCAGAACAGUGGACAGCCGCCUGUUUUCUUUUUCAGAAUCCCGUCGGAUCCUGCUUCCGGUGGUGCUACAUCACAUUCACCUUCACCUGAGACAGCAGAAAGAGCUACUAAUCUGCUCAGGAAUUCUUGGCAGCAUCUUUUCCAUUGUCAAGACCAGCUCUCUGGAAGCAGAUGUCAUAGAGGAAGUAGAGAUGAUGGUGGAGAGCCUCCUGGACGUGCUCUUGCAGACUCUGCUCACCAUCAUGAGCAAAUCGCACGCUCAGGAGGCGGUAAGAGGGCAGCGGUGCCCGCAGUGCACAGCCGAGAUCACUGGAGAGUAUGUGUCCUGCCUUCUCUCACUACUUCGACAGAUGUGUGACACUCAUUACCAGCACCUACUGGACAACUUCCAGAGCAAGGAUGAACUCAAGGAAUUCCUACUGAAGAUUUUCUGUGUGUUCCGGAAUCUGAUGAAAAUGAGUGUCUUUCCUCGGGACUGGAUGGUGAUGAGACUGCUAACAAGCAAUAUUAUAGUCACUACUGUCCAGUACCUGUCCUCUGCAUUGCACAAGAAUUUCAUAGAGACAGACUUUGACUUCAAGGUGUGGAAUUCUUAUUUUAGUCUGGCAGUUCUGUUCAUAAAUCAGCCAAGCCUUCAACUAGAAAUCAUUACUUCAGCCAAGAGGAAGAAGAUUCUAGAUAAGUAUGGGGACAUGCGUGUGAUGAUGGCUUAUGAACUGUUCAGCAUGUGGCAGAAUUUGGGUGAACAUAAGAUCCACUUUAUUCCGGGAAUGAUUGGUCCUUUUCUGGGUGUGACACUGGUCCCACAGCCAGAAGUGCGGAAUAUAAUGAUUCCCAUCUUUCAUGACAUGAUGGAUUGGGAGCAAAGGAAAAAUGGCAACUUCAAACAGGUGGAGGCUGAGCUGAUUGACAAGCUGGACAGCAUGGUAUCAGAGGGGAAAGGUGAUGAGAGCUACAGGGAGCUCUUCGGCCUUCUAACCCAGCUAUUUGGGCCCUACCCCAGCCUGCUGGAGAAGGUUGAACAGGAAACAUGGAGAGAGACCGGCAUUUCCUUUGUGACCUCAGUCACCCGCCUCAUGGAACGCCUUCUUGACUACAGGGACUGCAUGAAAGGAGAGGAGACAGAAAAUAAGAAGAUUGGCUGCACUGUUAACCUGAUGAACUUUUACAAAUCUGAGAUUAACAAAGAAGAAAUGUAUAUCCGCUACAUCCAUAAGCUUUGUGACAUGCACUUACAGGCUGAAAACUACACAGAAGCUGCAUUCACCCUACUCCUUUACUGUGAGCUGCUGCAGUGGGAGGACCGGCCACUACGGGAGUUCCUGCACUACCCUUCUCAAACAGAAUGGCAACGAAAAGAGGGACUGUGCCGGAAAAUCAUCCACUACUUCAACAAAGGCAAGAGCUGGGAGUUUGGGAUUCCACUGUGCCGGGAACUGGCAUGUCAGUAUGAAAGCCUCUAUGAUUAUCAGAGCCUCAGCUGGAUUCGGAAAAUGGAGGCCAGCUACUAUGACAACAUUAUGGAGCAGCAACGCCUGGAGCCUGAGUUCUUCCGGGUCGGGUUCUAUGGCAGGAAGUUUCCUUUUUUUCUUCGGAACAAAGAAUAUGUAUGCCGUGGCCACGACUAUGAGAGGCUGGAGGCCUUCCAGCAAAGGAUGCUCAGUGAGUUCCCACAAGCCGUUGCCAUGCAGCACCCCAACCAUCCUGACGAUGCCAUCCUACAAUGUGAUGCCCAGUACUUGCAGAUCUAUGCAGUGACACCCAUUCCAGAAUAUGUGGAUGUUCUUCAGAUGGAUAGGGUCCCAGAUCGAGUCAAGAGCUUCUAUCGUGUCAACAAUGUGAGGAAGUUCCGGUAUGAUAGGCCUUUCCACAAAGGCCCAAAGGACAAGGACAAUGAAUUCAAGAGCCUGUGGAUUGAGCGUACCACGCUGACCCUGACCCACAGCUUGCCUGGCAUCUCUCGGUGGUUUGAAGUGGAGAGGAGGGAACUGGUGGAAGUAAGCCCUCUGGAGAAUGCCAUCCAGGUGGUUGAGAAUAAGAACCAAGAGCUGCGGGCCUUGAUCAGCCAGUAUCAGCACAAGCAGGUACAUGGCAACAUCAACCUGCUCAGCAUGUGCCUGAAUGGUGUCAUUGACGCAGCUGUCAAUGGAGGCAUUGCACGCUACCAGGAGGCCUUUUUUGAUAAAGAUUAUAUCACCAAGCACCCAGGAGACGCUGAGAAGAUCACUCAACUCAAGGAGCUCAUGCAGGAUCAGGUUCAUAUCCUUGGAGUUGGGCUAGCAGUUCAUGAGAAGUUUGUGCACCCAGAAAUGCGGCCUUUACACAAGAAGCUGAUUGAUCAAUUCCAGAUGAUGCGGGCCAGUCUCUACCAUGAGUUUCCAGGUUUGGAUAAGCUAAGUCCUGCAUGUUCAGGCACUAGCACCCCACGGGGAAAUAUUCUGGCAUCUCAUAGCCCCAUGAGCCCCGAGAACAUGAAGAUGACCCAUCGUCACAGCCCCAUGAACUUGAUGGGCACAGGCCGCCAUUCAUCAUCCUCUCUCUCCUCACAUGCGUCUAGCGAAGCAGGAAAUAUGGUGAUGAUGGGUGAUAGCUCCAUGGGCGAGGCUCCUGAGGAUCUGUACCACCACAUGCAGCUCGCAUAUCCCAAUCCCAGGUACCAGGGCUCAGUCACCAACGUCUCUGUUCUGUCCUCGUCCCAGGCAAGCCCUUCUUCCUCCAGCCUGAGUUCUACUCACUCAGCACCAUCCCAGAUGAUUACCUCUGCCCCUUCCAGCACCCGAGGCUCUCCCUCUCUGCCAGAUAAGUACCGCCAUGCCCGGGAAAUGAUGUUGCUGUUGCCCACGCACCGAGACCGCCCAAGCAGUGCCAUGUAUCCGGCAGCCAUCCUGGAGAAUGGACAGCCAUCAAACUUCCAACGGGCCCUGUUCCAGCAAGUAGUCGGAGCCUGCAAACCCUGCAGUGAUCCUAAUCUGUCUGUAGCUGAAAAAGGUCAUUACUCCUUACAUUUUGACGCCUUCCAUCACACUCUGGGUGAUACUCCCCCAGCCCUCCCUGCCCGGACCCUGCGCAAGUCUCCUCUCCACCCCAUCCCAGCCUCCCCCACCAGUCCACAGUCCGGCCUGGAUGGCAGCAACUCUACGCUGUCUGGCAGUGCCAGCAGUGGUGUGUCCUCUUUGAGUGAAAGUAACUUUGGGCACUCCUCAGAGGCCCCACCUCGAACCGACACUAUGGACUCGAUGCCAAGCCAGGCCUGGAAUGGUGAUGAAGACCUUGAGCCACCCUACCUCCCUGUCCACUACAGCCUCUCCGAGUCCGCUGUCCUGGACUCCAUCAAGGCCCAGCCAUGCCGGAGCCACUCAGCCCCUGGGUGUGUCAUCCCUCAGGACCCCAUGGACCCGCCUGCCCUGCCACCCAAGCCCUACCACCCCAGGCUGCCAGCCCUGGAGCACGACGAAGGUGUGCUGCUGCGUGAAGAGGCCGAGAGACCAAGAGGCCUACACCGCAAGGCCUCAUUGCCUCCUGGGAGCACCAAGGAGGAGCAGGCUCGCAUGGCCUGGGAGCACGGCCGAGGGGAACAGUGAGGGGCAGAAAGGCAGCUGUGAUACUACCUUCAGUGAGCAGCUCGUCCAACCACUCCAGGUCUGAAAAUCAAGUCUCCCCUCCACCCCCAGAGAGUUAGAGGGGCUUGGCACUCCGGAGAGCAGCACCCAAGUCUCCAUUCUACUGCCGUGAACUCAUGUGUUGCCAUGUUCAGAGGCCACAGCAGCAUGAAGAGUUGUGGCUUCUCUUUUUAUUUCAUUUUUUAUGUUUCCAUUUUCUAUGAGUUUUCUUUUCUUUUCUUUCUUUUUUUUUUUUUUCUUAUGCAGUAGAUGCUUUCUUCCUCCUAUAGUUUCCAGACCACGUGGAGCUAUGUGGAGAUAUUGCACAGACAGAAUUGCUUGCAGCAUUGCAGGGCCCAAGAGCAGAAGCCCCAGCCCUCCCUUCAGGGCAGAGAUGCACAGAAGAAUGGAAAUUGCACUAGGGACCUCUUCUUUUGCUGUAGGACAGAGAAGUUAAUGGUUGCAUUCAGGGAUUGCAAGGACCACGUGGACUAUGUGUCACAGGUGAAACAAAUGGGCCACAAGCCAUUUUGCACAAAUGCUUACCCACCUGCCCACUCUUCCAUCCAGGAGUGUGCAAACUGAGGGUCCUGGCGAGGCCAGUUUGCCAGCUCAGGCAUGUGACCUGGUCUACCUGCAUGCCCAAAGCACACUGCCAGGUUUUCACGGGCCAGCCUUGUCUCCUACUCCACCUUGGACUUUUUUACCCAUCACUUUAUUUCUGAUCAUUUGCUCCCUUCCAUGUUGAUAACCUCAUGACCCGGAGAAGGCUCCAUGGUGAAUGGAUCUACAAAGGGUUUUUCCUCCACCUUUAGGGGUCUGAGUGAAGGAACAGAGCCAGCGGGGCUACCCUAACCAACCUUUCUCCUAGAGGGAGCUAGGCCCUUUCCCAUGUGUUAGAGCUGGUAUAGAGUGAGGCUGGGGUGUGGCAGGGGCCAGAAAUUCUCUGAACUUUCGGAGUGGCCAGAAUGCCUGCCACCAGCUCCUGAAUCAGGGAUUUUCAGCACUACCUCUGAGCCAUGGGGUUGGCUGCCCAGCCAGGCUUCCAGGCCCUGAGGACAUGUGGUCAGGUUUCAGCAAGCUUCUGUGUAAAAAGGGUGGAAAGGAAUUUCUCCUUGGUAGAAAGCAGAGAACAUACAAAUAGUAAUUGUCAUUUCCCAAUUGGCCAAGUAUAGCACCUGCUCCAGGCCCAUGGGGACCACCACUCAGGGUUCAGGGCAAGCAGGAAGACAGUUUCUCCAGCCUCCCAGUCUGUUGGCGGCCCCAGUGAGGUGUCUUUAUAGUAAACUCUUUCAGGUCAGGGCACUGAUUUUCCUCUCGGUGUAUUAUUUGGGGGGUUAGGGUGGGGUGGGUAUAGUAGUAAUUUUAUCAGGGUGCUUCUCAGUUACUUUAAAAAAAACUGUCUGAAACAAAAAACUUUCUCUUUCAUUUGCUUGAGUCAUAUUAUGAUGGUCACAAGACUGCCUUCUCCUUGUUGAGGCACGUUACCCCAGUUCCUCUUUACUGGCCUGUCCAGCCUCCAUGACCAGGCCCUGGGUUUUAGGUCCUCGUUCAUUCUCCACAGCCCCUCUUUUCAAACAGAAAAAGCCAUGGUCAGGGUGUUUUUCUCUUGGAAACAAGUGCCAACUUGUUUAACAGAAAUGCCAGCAAGUAACCUAUAAGGAAAGAUAGAAGACCCAGUUACCUUCAUAGAGUCUGGGUGUUAUCACCUGUGUGGGGCUUUUCUGAUACCAUCAGGAUUACUCCACACCAAAUGGGGCAGAAGGCUGCCCCAGGUGGGGGGUCAGUCAAGGCAAUCCACAGCUCAAAGGGAGGCCUGAACCUAGAUUCACUUGCAGCCUUCAAUCUCUGGGCAUCUGGGGAUUCUUUGGUGUAAAGGUCAGGGACAUGUUGAAUCUGAUUCUUAAGGUAAGAGGACAUCUUUGGAUUUUCAGGCACUUCUGAACCUCAGUUCCUGGACAAGGCAGUCAUCACAUAAGAACAUCAACCUUCUCUACUUGAUGGCACAGGAUAUAGGGAGAGGAGUGUAGGUUUGCUGGCCUUGCUUUGUGGAGGUGAAACAAAUUCAUGUUUUCCCUCUCCAUUUUCCCUAACUGGAUGAAAUGGACACAUUCUGAAACACUUUUGUUGGAGAAUCAGCCAGUCUGAGGGGAAAUGGGAGAUCAGAGAUGAAAAUUCUUUGAAGACUGUGAAAUAGUGAUUUCAUUCUUUCAAGCUUAUUUGUAAAUACCUAUUUGAAUGCUGUGUAUUUGUACAGGAAUUUGAGCAAAAAAUGUAUAGAGUGUGAUGUCCAAUUGGUUAUCAGUCCUAUAAAUGUGUUUUUAACCUCUGGCAUUCUGUGCUUAUUUAAAACAAGAACACUACUAACCAUUUCUUUUGUGUACUUAUGUCUAAAGAAAAAAUGAUUAAAAAAUGAUCUUACCUGUACCAGAAGAGCAAAGUUAUAAGAAAAAAAAAAUUUGUACCAAUGUCC
Molecule: messenger RNA, 8896 nt
Organism: Sciurus carolinensis (gray squirrel)
Lineage: Eukaryota; Metazoa; Chordata; Mammalia; Rodentia; Sciuridae
Gene: Dock3
Product: dedicator of cytokinesis 3
Biological process (GO): small GTPase-mediated signal transduction
Cellular component (GO): plasma membrane; cytoplasm
Molecular function (GO): small GTPase binding; guanyl-nucleotide exchange factor activity
Source: RefSeq, a predicted model, not a curated record